AUGAUUCGCUUCUAUCACGCUCUGUUCAGCCUCUCUGCAUAUUUCUUAAUUCUUGCUUCAUAUCUUUCGCCCGGCGUUUCAGCAUAUUUAAUUCCGGAAGAAAGAGCUGCGCCGGUUGCUCCCGAUGGCUAUACUCCAGCCCGCGUUGAUUGCCCGGCUAACACGCCAAGAGUCCGCAGAGCAACGGGUUUGUCGAUUAAUGAAACAGAUUGGCUGCCUCAGCGCACAAACAAUACUGUCUCGGCAAUGAAAGAUCUUCUCAGUCGUAUCAAUAUUACCGGCAUUGACACUGGCAGAUACAUCGACAACCUCACCAGUAAUGGCGGCACGGGCCUUCCACGAGUUGCCAUUGCUAUUUCUGGAGGAGGCUAUCGAGCGCUCAUGAAUGGCGCCGGUGCUCUCGCGGCAUUUGACAACAGAUCAACAGAUGCGACACAGACCGGCCACCUCGGAGGUCUUUUGCAGUCAGCGACGUACCUUAGUGGCUUAUCUGGCGGAAGCUGGCUCGUGGGCAGCCUUUACGUGCAGAACUUUACCUCGGUUGAGUCUAUCGUGCUCUCUACCAGUGGAUUUCUCAGUACUCUCUGGCGAUUUGACCAUUCCAUCUUUGACGGGCCCUCGGACCUCAAUAUCGUAAGGUAUUAUACUCAGCUCUUUGACGCUGUCAACGAUAAAAAGAAGGCUGGCUUCAAUACGUCAAUUACCGACUAUUGGGGCAGAGCCUUAUCCUAUCAGCUUGUUGAUCCUUCCGAUGGAGGGCCUGGUAUGACUCUUCAACUAGAACCCAUGAAACACGCUGACUAUUCCAAAGCGGUUACGUUUUCAUCCAUCGCAAACGACACAGAGUUUCGAACAGCUCAAGCCCCUAUGCCUUUAAUUGUGGCUGUCGAAAGAACCUCAGGACAGGUGCAAAUCGCUGCCAACUCAACGGUUUUUGAGUUUAACCCCUGGGAGAUGGGAUCGUACGACCCAGGCCUCGAGGCAUUUGCGCCGCUUCAGUUCGUAGGCUCCAACUUUACUAACGGCACCAUCCCCAGAAAUGGAGAGUGUUUUGCUGGAGUUGAUAACGCAGGCUUUGUCAUGGGUACAUCGUCUUCUUUGUUCAACCAGGCACUCUUGCAAAUUGGACAGGUUCAAGGUGUACCAGACUUCUUGCUCAACGCCAUCAAUGAUACACUAACAGACAUUGGGGAUGAUAACAGAGAUAUCGCCGCCUGGCCAAAUCCAUUCUUUGGAUACAAUGCCAGUGUAAAUGUGAACGCGAACGAGACACAGCUGACUCUUGUGGACGGUGGUGAAGACUUACAAAACAUACCUCUACAUCCCCUAAUCCUACCUCAGCGAAGGGUUGACGUGAUCUUUGCGGUUGACGGCUCUGCUGAUACGGCAACGUUGUGGCCAAACGGCACGGCCAUGGUGGCUACAUUUAAUAGAUCGGAAGCCACAACCUCCUCAGCUGACGACAACCGCUUCCCAGAUGUUCCGGAUCAAAAUACCUUUGUCAAUCUGGGCUUAAAUAACCGGCCUACCUUUUUCGGCUGCAGCAACCGCAGUUCGGGUCCUCUCAUCGUUUACCUGCCCAAUGCUCCGCUCUCGUUCCACUCCAACGUCUCAACGUUCGAUUUGAAGUACACCAUCGAGGAACGCAAUCAGAUCAUCCAGAAUGGAUACAAUAUGGCGACCAGAGGCAAUGGCUCGGUGGAUGCAAACUGGCCGGCAUGCGUCGGCUGCGCCAUUUUGUCGCGAAGCUUCAAUAGAACCAGGACAGCUGUUCCUGCAAUAUGCAGAGACUGCUUCACGCGAUAUUGCUGGAAUGGUACAACAAACAACACUUUGCCUAAUACGUAUGAACCCGCGCAAAUCCUGCAGGGUGCAACAGAGCAGUCGACUUCUUCGGCUGGUCGGGUGAGCGGGACGCUGUUGUUGGCUGUUAUUGCGCUGCUACUGGCGAUCUGA
Trichoderma gamsii is the source of this 1956-nucleotide messenger RNA. Its product is annotated as lysophospholipase. Gene Ontology annotation, biological process: glycerophospholipid catabolic process. The coding region runs from base 1 to 1956 and encodes 651 amino acids. Gene Ontology annotation, cellular component: intracellular membrane-bounded organelle; cytosol. Lineage: Eukaryota; Fungi; Ascomycota; Sordariomycetes; Hypocreales; Hypocreaceae. Gene Ontology annotation, molecular function: A2-type glycerophospholipase activity. The transcript has 3 exons. The record is from RefSeq and is a predicted model, not a curated record.